AUGGAGGGCGCGGACGACCAUGACGACGAAGACGAGGAGCUCUCGGCCUCCACGCUGCGGGGUCGGACGCGCCCCCCACCCCUCGCCGCGCUCUCAGCCUUCAGCUACAUCCCGCCGCGGCGCAUGGACCCCAAGGAGCACAGUUACUACUACCGGCAGGGUCAAACAGGGGUUGUUUCCCUCUAUGACUGCCUUUUUAAGAGGGCCCAGGGCUACAACCAGCUCCUGCACCGGGAUGACAGAGAACACGCCAAGAGCGUAGGGCUGCACAUUAAUGAAGAGGAGCAGGAGCGGACCGUGGCCUUGCUGACCUCGUCCAACUACGGGAAACGCAUCAACCAGGUCCUGGAGCCGCUGAACCGUGACCACGGGCGCGCCAUGCACAUCAAGACCGAUUUCUACCGCAAGAACGACAUCCCCAGCCUGCGGGAACCCGGCUUCGGUCACAUCACCCCCGCCUGAUGCUCGGCGCCAAGAGAUGCGCCUCCUGCCCCUGGACCAGACCAGAGCC
Messenger RNA from Suncus etruscus (white-toothed pygmy shrew), 511 nucleotides. It is a transcript of the gene CFAP90, whose product is annotated as cilia and flagella associated protein 90. The record is from RefSeq and is a predicted model, not a curated record. The transcript has 3 exons. Lineage: Eukaryota; Metazoa; Chordata; Mammalia; Eulipotyphla; Soricidae. The coding region runs from base 1 to 462 and encodes 153 amino acids.